GACUUACGGGCAUCUCUCGCAUAUAUUCUCACACUUCAGAAUGCAUCAUUAGAUGACCCCGGCACUGGUCUCAGUCCAGACGCCAUCGAGAGACUCAAGAAUCUACCCAACUACGAUGACCCUGAACUCAGACUUGCUAUCUGUCUGUACCUGGCACUCACCAACGCCGACAAUGAUUACACAAAAGCAGUCUCUGCUAUCAACGAGUACAAUGAUGCUGAGCUCUCUUCACAUCAUCAGUCGCAGAUCACCGGAGUUGAGGAAAUGAAGCACAAUAUGUGCAUCAACACUUGCAUUGGCUUCACUGGCCCUUUUGCAUCUCUCAAUCACUGUCCGGAGUGUCAGGAGUUCCAACAUGCUUUGGUUCUGACAUUAUGCACUUAUUAUCACUCAAUAUCCCUGACCUCUUAA
Molecule: messenger RNA, 411 nt
Organism: Suillus paluster
Lineage: Eukaryota; Fungi; Basidiomycota; Agaricomycetes; Boletales; Suillaceae
Exons: 1
Source: RefSeq, a predicted model, not a curated record